Messenger RNA from Periconia digitata, 1377 nucleotides. Lineage: Eukaryota; Fungi; Ascomycota; Dothideomycetes; Pleosporales; Periconiaceae. The record is from the annotation of a GenBank genome assembly.
AUGGCCACAUCGACACCCGCAACAUCCCACCUCCUCAAGCAAUCUGUGAAGCUUGCCCUUGUGCAAUUGGCAUGUACGGCAGACAAAGCAGCCAACCUGCGACACGCGCGCACCAAAGUGCUCGAAGCCACCAAGCAAGGAGCCAAAAUCGUGGUGCUGCCCGAAUGCUUCAAUUCGCCGUACGGAACAAAGUACUUCCCAAAGUACGCCGAGGAACUACAAGGCGCUUCCAAAGGCUCGCCGCCGACGCCGGAACAAAGUCCCACGUUCCACGCCCUGUCGAAUCUCGCAAAGGAGAGCGGCGCAUACAUCAUCGGCGGUAGCAUCCCCGAACUCGUCCCAGCAAAGACAUCCUCUACCCCCUCAACUUCCACCACCACCACCACCACCAACCCAACCACCCCCUCAAACGAUGACGACUCCGCCCCUCAACCAAAAUACUACAACACAAACAUGACCUUCUCCCCCACGGGCAGCCUAAUCGCCAAACACCGCAAAGUGCACCUCUUCGACAUCUCGAUCCCACACAAAAUCACCUUCCGGGAAUCCGACGUGCUAUCUCCCGGAUCCAAAAUCACCCUCGUCGACCUCCCCGAAUACGGCACCAUCGCAAUCGCAAUCUGCUACGACAUCCGCUUCCCGGAACUCGCCACCAUCGCCGCGCGCCACGGCGCCUUCCUGCUCGUCUACCCAGGCGCCUUCAACCUCGUCACCGGCGCCCUCCACUGGGAACUCCAGGCCCGCGCCCGCGCCGUCGAUAACCAGGUCUUUGUCGCGCUGUGCAGUCCCGCUAGGGAUAUGCACGCCGAGUAUCAUGCUUGGGGCCAUAGUUGCGUUGUCGAUCCUAAUGCUGAGGUUUUGGGCAUGUUGGAUGAGAAGGAAGGCGUGCUUGUUAGGGAUUUGGAGCGAGGCAGGAUCGAGGAGGUGAGGAAGGGCAUUCCGGUUUAUAGUCAGAGGAGGUUCGAUGUUUAUCCUGAUGUUGCUGAGGGUGGCAAGUUUGAUGAGGAUUGAUUGAGGUGAUGCGUUGGAGGUGCGUUUUGGGGUGAGGCUUGUUCUGCCUUCUUCUUCUUUUUUUUUUUUUUACUUUUUUCUUUCCUCGUUGGUUGGGAGGGGUGGUGUGUGUGUGUGUGUGUGUGUGUGUGUGUGUGGAUUUGUUUUGGUGGUUUGGAUAUGUGCCCGACACCGCAUGGUCCUAAGCAGAAAAUACAUAUGUAGUUGAAGGAUAUAGUGUGAGAGCAGCGCUGGCGACGGACGACUAGAUACUUCGUCCAAUGUGCAACCCACGCAAAUAUAAGCAAAGUCAACAGAUAUUCCAAACAUGUAACGGUUUGAAUGAUGUGAGCCAUCACGAUGAUUAUACGCCGGUGUUAUGCGCCA